AUGAUCACUCGGAACUAUGCGUCGCUCCUUGUCCUGGUCCUUUGCUUGCUCUUGGACUACAGUUCUCAGUCGGGGUCCCAAAGCAGGACUAAAACCAGGGCGGAGUCACUUGGGGGUGGGGUGAAGAGGGCGGGGCAGAGGGGGCGAGACCUGGUCGUAGGAGGAGCGACAUCGGCGGCGGCGGGGAAGGUGCAGGGGCCAUCGAGGCUGAGGAGACACGGGCGAGAGAGGGCGCAGAGGAUUAAGAGAGGAUGGGUGUGGAACCAGUUCUUUGUGUUGGAGGAGUACAUGGGAUCGGAGCCGCAGUACGUCGGGAAGCUGCAUUCGGACAUGGACCACGGGGAGAAUGCAGUGAAGUACACACUUUCAGGAGAGGGGGCGGGGUCUGUCUUCACCAUCGACCAAUUGACCGGAGACAUCCACGCUCUGGUGGGGCUGGACAGGGAGGAGCGCUCCUUCUACACUCUGAAGGCCCAGGCCGUGGACAUCCACACCGGCGUACCCUUGGAGCCCGAAUCAGAGUUCAUCAUCAAAGUCCAAGACAUCAACGACAAUGAACCGCGUUUUACAGAGGGGCCCUACACUGCCAGUGUCCCCGAGAUGUCCCCUACAGGCACAUACGUAACCCAGGUAACGGCCACAGACGCAGACGACCCCACGUACGGCAGCAGCGCUCGUAUCGUCUACAGCAUCUUGCAGGGUCAGCCCUACUUCUCUGUGGACCCCAAGACCGGAGUGAUCCGGACUGCCCUGGCUAACAUGGACCGUGAGGUGAAGGCGGAGUACCAGGUUCUGCUGCAGGCCAAAGACAUGGGGGGUCAGCUCGGGGGGCUGGCCUCCACGACCACGGUCAACAUCACCCUGAGCGACGUCAAUGACAACCCGCCGCGAUUCGCCAAGAGUAUCUUCCACUUGCGCGUCCCGGAGAGCGCCCCCUCUGGCUCAUCCGUGGGCCAUAUCCGUGCUCAUGAUGCAGAUAUGGGGGACAACGCGGUGGUGGAGUAUGCCAUCGUUCCGGGAGACGAGGGGGACAUGUUUGACAUCAGCUCCACGGGACAGGACGGAGUGGUGCUGCUCAAGAAGACUCUUGACUACGAGUCCAAGAAGUCGUACAUGUUCAAAGUGGAUGCGACCAACGCUCACUUGGACCCUCGCUUCCUGCACGUGGGCCCGUUCCAGGACUCGGCCACGGUAAAGGUGACGGUGCUGGACGUGGACGAGCCGCCCGUCUUCACCAAACCGCACUACUACAUGGACACGUUCGAGGACACGCCCCCCGGUACCGUCAUCGGGUCUGUGACCGCGUACGACCUGGACGCGAGCAGCAGUGCCGUCAGGUACUCUCUGGAGUGGAAGACGGAGUCCGACAGCUGCUUCGACAUCGAUAACGUGGAAGGAACCAUCUCCACCAACGAGCUCCUGGACCGAGAGAGCACUGCCCAGCACAACCUGACUGUGAGGGCCACCAAAGUCAGCAGCCCGUUGCUCUUCUCCAAAGUGUCUGUGCUGGUGGAGGUGCUGGACGUGAAUGAGUUUCCUCCAGAGCUUUUUGUCCCCACAGAGUCCUACGUGUGUGAGGACGCCCGGGCAGGACAGGUGAUCCAGAUUGUGAGCGCAGUGGACCAGGACCAGCCUUCAGCGGGACAGCGUUUUUUCUUCAAGUCCCCCAAAGAACUGCGCAAUCGCAACUUCACCGUCCGGGACUUCGGCAAUAACACCGCCGGGAUUGUGACGCGGCGCUCCGGGUUCCUCAGGCACAUACAGGAGGAGUACCUGCUCCCCCUGGUGGUGGAGGACAGCGGGUACCCGGCCCAGAGCAGCACCUCCACCCUCACCAUCCGCGUGUGCUCGUGCGGGCCGGGGGGGGCACUGCUCACCUGCUCCGCCCAGGCUGUGGUGCUCCCCGUGGGGCUGAGCACGGGGGCGCUCAUGGCCAUCCUGCUCUGUGUGGCUCUGCUCAUGGUGAUGUCCGGCCUGUACAUGGGUCAGCGGCGACACAAACAGAAGGAGGCGCUCAUGACGUCUAAAGAGGACAUCCGCGACAACGUCAUCCACUACGAUGACGAGGGCGGGGGCGAGCAGGACACACACGCCUACGACAUGGGCACGUUACGCACCAGCCAAUCACAGCGCACCAGCGUCCAGAGCUCCGCCUCCACCUCCCAGAAGGAUCGCCCCUCUACCGGGGACAAUGCGGAAAUAAUCAGGAGUUUUAUUGAGCAGAGACUGGGGGAGGGGCAACACGCGGCACUGGCGUACGAUUCUUUGGCAACGUACGCGUAUGAGGGGGAGGGGUCAGAGGCGGGGUCGCUGAGUUCCAUUGAAGAAUCAUGGGUAAUGGAGGACAUGGGUGAUUUUAGCUCACUAGGAGACUGGGGACAACCGUUCAAGACGCUAGCUAGCAUUUUGGACACACAGCCGGCCGCCAAGAUGGACAGCUGA
This is a messenger RNA of Periophthalmus magnuspinnatus, 2442 nucleotides long. RefSeq names its product cadherin-12-like. The record is from RefSeq and is a predicted model, not a curated record. Gene Ontology annotation, biological process: adherens junction organization; homophilic cell-cell adhesion; multicellular organism development. Bases 1 to 2442 code for a protein of 813 amino acids. Gene Ontology annotation, molecular function: cadherin binding; calcium ion binding. Gene Ontology annotation, cellular component: catenin complex; adherens junction; plasma membrane. Lineage: Eukaryota; Metazoa; Chordata; Actinopteri; Gobiiformes; Gobiidae. The transcript has 13 exons.